Messenger RNA from Lymnaea stagnalis (great pond snail), 368 nucleotides. The record is from the annotation of a GenBank genome assembly. NCBI's taxonomy places the organism in Eukaryota, Metazoa, Mollusca, Gastropoda, Lymnaeidae.
AAAUUGAUUCAAGAUCUGUUAAUAAGAGGAAAGUCUACCAACCAAAUUCACUUUCGUAUUCAGUUUAAGUCUUCAGCUAAAACCGGAGAUAAUGCAAUCAAGGUAACAGAUUAGCUGGAAAUGUUAAUUUGGAUUCUAUCUUAUUGGUAACAGUGAAGUUGUUCCUUUUUAUCUUGGUAUUUUCAUUUAUAUUAUGAAUAACUCAGUUUUAUUUAUAAAUAUAAUUUUGUUCACAGUCUGUAAAAAAGACUGGCAAGCUACCCAUUGAUUUCCCUAAGCCAGCUGUUGACCAGUAUUUCCCUAUGGCACCAAAAGAUCAGUGCCAUGACAACUUGCCUGUUUGGUGUUUGGUAUGUAUUAGGCAUUGA